CGGUCACCGGCUGUGCGCCCUGGGAUUAGGCAAUGCCCCAAGCCAGAGCCAGAGUAACGGGACUAGGGGCUGCGGGUCGCAGUCCCGGAGCCCAAGGGGCUGGGGUCGCAGCCGAGCCCAAAGCCCAGGGUGGGAGCCUGGCCGCAGCGCAUGCACGAUGCCCUACCUGCUCAUCAGCACUCAGACCCGCAUGGAGGUGGGCCCCACAAUGGUGGGCGACGAGUACUCGGAUCCAGAGCUGAUGCGGCAUCUGGGGGCUUCAAAAAGAAGUGUCCUGGGAAACAACUUUUUUGAGUACUACGUCAAUGACCCUCCUCGCAUAGUCCUGGACAAGCUGGAACGAAGGGGCUUCCAUGUGUUGAGCAUGACAGGGGUGGGCCAGACGCUGGUAUGGUGCCUGCACAAGGAGUGACCUUCACACUGAGCAGCAGACAGGGCACCGCUUGAGUGGUGCCAAGAGCUCUGAUCCCAAGCCCUUGCCUCCCUCACUACCCUGCCCCUCUCUUCUCAAAUCAUCAUUUUUCCUUGGCCCAGCACCACUGGGCAAUAAAUGGCCUUCUCUGAAACCUGCCUCAGCAGGGGGCAGGGCGGGCAAGGCCCUUUGCGUGGUGCUCUCAGCAGCCCCUCCACCUUCCGGCCAGGGGCCCUGGAAGAGGCCAUGUUCAUGCAGAGGCUGAGAGUCUGGCAAGAGCCAGGCUGUCCCUGGCCAAGAGCAUGGCCCAAGGAUGGGCAGGUGGUUUCUAUGUAGCUAGUCCAGACCAAUAAAGGGCUGUGAUGAGUGGUU
Pteropus alecto (black flying fox) is the source of this 784-nucleotide messenger RNA. It is a transcript of the gene GCHFR, whose product is annotated as GTP cyclohydrolase I feedback regulator. Gene Ontology annotation, cellular component: cytoplasm; nucleus. The transcript is spliced from 3 exons. The coding region runs from base 158 to 412 and encodes 84 amino acids. Gene Ontology annotation, biological process: negative regulation of biosynthetic process. NCBI's taxonomy places the organism in Eukaryota, Metazoa, Chordata, Mammalia, Chiroptera, Pteropodidae. The record is from RefSeq and is a predicted model, not a curated record. Gene Ontology annotation, molecular function: GTP cyclohydrolase binding.